CGAGGUGCUCAAGAGGUGCCCGAGGUCGUCGCCGGCGCACCCUUCAUGGCGGUCGGGUCGUCGGCGCCCGAGUUCUUCACGGUGAUUCGCCCCGCUCGUGACCGAGUCGGACGAGGGCGUCGGCGACAUCGUCGCCGCGCCGCCGUCUUCAACUCGAUGACCAUCGUCGGCUUGACUGGCAUCUUUGCCGGGCAUCUCGACCAGCAGAGGCUAACACCGAGUGCUACACGGACAUCGCGGACGAGAGUGCGGGCGUUCGCGCUGUCACUGUCACGUCUCGGCCCGUCCUCGACAUCGACCCGACCGCCGUCAUCGCCGCUCGAGUCGACCCAGCGUUCGACCCGGCCAUGUGUGCGCGAGAAGCCCUACGCGGCGCUCUUCGGGCUCGUCCCCGCAUCGAGGACGGGCUCUCAGCUCUCAUGAAGGGCGGCGGGCCGUGUCCGGAGGAGGCCCGCGUCGCCAUCUCCGGCAUGCCGGCAGCCCACUUCACCGUCGCCUCCUCGGUCGCUGCCGCUUCCCUCGCAGUACGAGGUCGGCGUACCGUCUGCGCGUACCUGCUCGAAGGCCUACAACCGCACCGCGGCGGCUUGUCGCAGGCGACCACCGAGUGCUACACGGACAUCGCGGACGAGAGUGCGGGCGUUCGCGCUGUCACUGUCACGUCUCGGCCCGUCCUCGACAUCGACCCGACCGCCGUCAUCGCCGCUCCAGUCGACCCGGCGUUCGACCCGGCCAUGUGUGCGCGAGAAGCCCUACGCGGCGCUCUUCGGGCUCGUCCCCGCAUCGAGGACGGGCUCUCAGCUCUCAUGAAGGGCGGCGGGCCGUGUCCGG
Emiliania huxleyi CCMP1516 is the source of this 831-nucleotide messenger RNA. RefSeq lists its product as hypothetical. The transcript is spliced from 7 exons. NCBI's taxonomy places the organism in Eukaryota, Haptophyta, Isochrysidales, Noelaerhabdaceae. The record is from RefSeq and is a predicted model, not a curated record. The annotation marks the transcript as partial.